GGAAUCCCAACGCUACGGGAUUUAGUGACUGUUAAAUGUCGUGCCUGAUGCAAGCUUGCGUAUUCCUUCUUUUUAAACAUCAUUACCAACUUUAAUUGUUUCUGCCUAACGACUCGCUUAAAAGUGACGAAGGAAGCCACCAAGAUAUACAAAUUGGAAUAGGAGAAUUUACCUUCGAAGCAAACUUUAGAAAGCUUUCUCAAUUCCAACACUACCAUUUGACUGUUGCCUACCCCGAUUCAUCUCGCCGACAACUCGCUAGAUCUCCCCCGAAUCACAUCUCGACUACCCAGGUCGUCGCAUAUAUACACGAUCGUAUUAUCUCCCGUAUAACGCCCUCUACAAAUUCACCAUGGCGGCCAAUAUACCGGCAAAGAUGAAACAGGCGGGAAUUACCCCCUUUAUUGUUCGCGCUUCACAACUCGAGACUGCAAAGCCUGUUAUCGCAUAUUGGUGUUUCUAUUGGGCCGUCAACCAAAUCCUUAGCAAACAACUUCACACCGCUGACGAGGAAUGCCACCAAUACACCAUAAACUUGAUGGAUAAGUUGGAGCAGACAAAGGAGCAGCAUGCGGGAAACGAUGCGAUUCACGAUGACACAGCUGGACAAGCAUACGUAGAACAAUUUGCGCAAGAGACCUUCGAGAGAGCGCUUCGACCGCUGAAAGCCAACAAAGCUACACAGCAAACGGCGAGUACGUUCGAAGCGGCAGCGACGUUCUUCCAGCUGGUCAAUAUCUGGGGGGCACCCGAUGCCGAAACACAAGAUAAGAUUAAAUACGCAAAAUGGAAUGCGGCCCGUAUAUUGAAAGCCAUAAAGGAAGGCAAGGAUCCAAAUGAAUCCAAUCCAAAGCAGGAGGAAGCCAAAGAAGAAGAGGCAGCACCAGCACUUGACCCGAACGAUCCAGAAGUACAAAUGCUUGGAGCCGCACAACCAAAACCAGCGAGUGUAGAGGAUGUUCCUGAUGAGGAUGGAAGACUACACCCACAAUCGACUGGUACUUACCAGACAUUCCCAGCUCCCGUAUCUGCGCCUACAUCACCUCCCGCUCCCUCAGUACCAGUGCCUGACCAGGUAUCUCCUAUAAUACCCCCAAAUCCACCCACAGGAGAGCCAGGAAGCUAUUUCCCGGACGCACCGAGUGCAUCCGAUACUCUAGACUUGCCAUCUACGACGAGCAUGCCGCCUCCUGGCCCAACUACUUACGACUCGUCAGGUGCUACACCACUGAUACCAAGCCCCAGCUCCCACGAUCCUGCAAUUCCACCUUCAGCUCCGUUCUCCCCACCGAACGUAUCUACACCACCGCAAGAUUUCUACCGUUCACAACCAACACCUCCAGUCAUUCCACAAUCACAGCAACGGAUCCCCCCACCCCAAGCGCCACCCGCGAGCCAGAACUACUACUCACAACCAACUCAACCUGUGAUCCCGCGGGCGGCGUCUGUUAUACCGGCGCAGCAGUAUGGAGGUAAUAGUAGCGGGGGUAAUGGGGGAAGUGCACCAGCAAAUGCGAAUACGUAUAACACGGAUGAUAUGGCAAUGGUGCAGGCGCAGAAACAUGCCAAGUGGGCUAUAUCCGCGCUGAAUUUUGAGGAUGUGCCAACUGCGGUUAAGGAGUUGCAGGCUGCGUUGGAGAGUCUGGGCGUGCGGUAACGGGAUUGUUUGGGAAGGGUGGAUGUGGUUAUGCUUGAUACCUACCUAAGGACCUACCUAAGGACUUAGGGAAUUAGAAAAUCGGGAUGUUAGGAGAAUUGAAAAGGACUUAAUGAUAUUGUGCUAUGCUGGCCCAAAUUGAGAUUUUGGUGUUGGAUAGAUGACCUAUGAGCUGGCUUAGUUGCAUCGAUUACCAAAACGCCUAUCACCGAAAAUAUUACCAAUUACGCCACGCAACAAAUAAAUCGGUGCCC
Messenger RNA from Hypoxylon trugodes, 1911 nucleotides. Its product is annotated as DUF605-domain-containing protein. Gene Ontology annotation, cellular component: multivesicular body. Gene Ontology annotation, biological process: late endosome to vacuole transport via multivesicular body sorting pathway. Lineage: Eukaryota; Fungi; Ascomycota; Sordariomycetes; Xylariales; Hypoxylaceae. Bases 353 to 1657 code for a protein of 434 amino acids. The transcript has 4 exons. The record is from RefSeq and is a predicted model, not a curated record.